This is a messenger RNA of Suillus subalutaceus, 2171 nucleotides long. RefSeq lists its product as uncharacterized. The record is from RefSeq and is a predicted model, not a curated record. NCBI's taxonomy places the organism in Eukaryota, Fungi, Basidiomycota, Agaricomycetes, Boletales, Suillaceae. Bases 246 to 2120 code for a protein of 624 amino acids. The transcript is spliced from 14 exons.
UCUUCACGACUCCAACACUACAAAGUUUGACUCCUAGUUGUCUGACUAGGCCUGAUUAUCUAGUUGACAUCAACCGAACUCCCCUGCAGCCUUCUUCCGGCUAACACUCGUCUCCUGCCUUCAAAUUCAAGCUAGGUCCCAUUGCCCGUGUGCAGCCAAAUUCCAAUCACGUCCAUCUUUAGCUUCCGUCUUCCUCAGGCAACGUGUUUAAGAGCCGCUGAACAACAAACAACAAGAAUCAACAGAUGUCGAACGCGACGUUAAUUCGAAAGCUCUUGAAACGUCUGUUUCAAGUGUUGGCGACGCUCGCAACUUCAUCUGCACGGCGACUGCUCAUUCUCGUAUCAUGCUUUCGACGCUUUGUGGCCAAGGUUCAUGCUCCAAUUUUGCAUGAUACUGACUCCAAGUUUUCCACCGUAGACUCGUGUUGUGCUGUCUUGACUGGGACUUCUAGUGCACGAUGUUCCCAGUCCACCUUACCAUUGCCGCUUCACACUACUCCGCCGAGUGCAGUAAGCCCUAUGGCUUCAACACCUCCGUGUGCCAUGCCUGUUUCAGGCGCUCCCCAACAUGUUAAUCCGCCACAGACGCCUUUGCCUCUAGCUGUCGGUAAUGCAAUCUCUGCCAAUGGCCUCCCCAUCACUCUCCAUUUUGUGCCAUCUGCUGUAGAUCACAAAUCACGAUAUGACGAUCGUCCUUUUGUAGAUACAUCUCACUCUAGCGGAAUUCUAGCAUUCACGAGGUCCUUCCCCAACCAGUCAUGUUCUUGGUUGAAUGGUGACUGGCAGCGGUGUAUACAUCCCGAAGGCGCACUGUAUCUGUACAAUGGCCGCAAGAGAACGUUCACUGAAGCACACAUUAACGAAUAUUCGUUCCGCUUGAUGGACAGAUGUGCGGAUGAGCUAUACGACCUGGCACGCACAAACUUACCAAGCAUUGACGCUGAUGAUAUCGAGCUCGUCGUGCAGGUAGUUCUGAACCAAGCAGAUUCGUGUCAGUACUACUUUGUUGACCAUGCAACCCGAACUCUCUUUUGGCUGCACGAUUAUGAUCGAGCGACGGAGAAUAUAUUCGAUGGGUUCCAAGGCGUCUGUGAUCCGAGUCAUAUUCGAUAUGCCUUGGAGUCUCAAUACUGGAUGCAUUGCGAACGCUACCCGAAACACGAGCUGGAUCGAGUCAAGCUCCUGAAAGAACUGAGGGCGGUUGUUGUGCAUGCGAGUGCAGAGAUCAUCACUUCGGAUACUUCUUUGUCGCCUUUUGGUGCUGAUGAACUUUCCAGCAUCCUGGAGCUGGUCAACCAUCUUCAAGAGAACGCUCAGGAAACUGAUUUCCCUCAUCCCACUUGUGUCAUUGCGAGGUUCAUGCAUUAUUUCUGCAAAGCCAAGUAUUACAACUUCUGCGGCCUACCUUGCGCUCGUCUCGAUGCCGAUAAACCUGUGUACAACAAUAUUGCUAGCUUUCACCCACUGAGCGGUAGUCUUUCUUUGGCCCUUGACGCCAUGCUUUUUUGGGCACCACAAGCACACUUGAACGAUCUUCGAAGGGUGUGGGUAGAUAAGUGCCUCAACUCACCGCGGUGGAAAGACUACAAUGCAAAGCUCAUGACGGAGUGGACCGGAAUCACCAUCUAUUCCACCGUCAUGUUAGCCGUGGAUGUGAGUUUUCUUGCAGUGCCGAACGUGAACAUUUCCACAUCGCAGUCGAUCGGGAUCAUUGCUACCUAUCUCUCGAUCAUCUUGAUAACUGGCUCCUUGGUCGUCUCAGUCCUGCUGGUCCGUCAAAACCAAAGAUAUGGUUGUGAAUCAGUGGACAAAGCGGGAGACUUCCUGUAUAAUAUGACUGACACGUUUUUUGGGGAUAAAGGCCUUGCGACGGUCAACAGUCUUCCUUACGCGAUGCUCAUGUGGGGGAUGAUCUACUUUUCAAUUGCUCUACUGUACAAUGUGUUCAAGUCUACGACAGUGGUCAUGCUGGCAUCAGUUGUCAGUGGAUGUGCGGUGGUUACCAUGUUUAUAUUGUGGUUCAUCUGGGCAUCAAGAGAGUUACAUAUCUUCAAGCGACUGGCUGAGCUCAUCUUAUCUGCUAGGAGUCGCGUCAUAACACGCUUUGGGGUUCCAUGAACCUCAUAUAAGACGACAAGAGUUUCCUAAACAACUUUGAUUUCUCCGUAG